CGACACUCCUCAUCCCCUCCGCUCUCUGUGGAAGCACAUUGUUCAACGCGGGCUCGUUUUUACCAACAACCAAUGAAUUCCUCGGUGCAUUGUAGCUACUGAAAAUUGAACACUUUUAUCGGAUAGAAUAGAUAUCUGAAGACGGCGGGAAGCGGACCCCAAGACCAUUUUGUGUCCUUUUUCUGAUUGCAGCGGAGAGGCAGCAGAGUUGAAAGAUUUUCUUCUUCUUCUUCUUCUUCUUCUUCUUCGGUAGACGAAACGUCGCUCUUGAAGCUAAUUAGACCUCUGCUUGUUCAGCGGUGUUUGUGUGGUGAGCAGCAGCGGCAGAGAUGACGGAGUAUAAGCUGGUGGUGGUGGGAGCUGGAGGCGUGGGCAAGAGUGCACUCACCAUCCAGCUCAUCCAGAACCACUUUGUGGAUGAAUAUGACCCCACCAUAGAGGACUCGUACAGGAAACAGGUUGUGAUUGACGGGGAGACCUGCCUGCUGGACAUCCUGGACACUGCAGGUCAGGAGGAGUACAGCGCCAUGAGGGAUCAGUACAUGAGGACAGGGGAGGGUUUCCUCUGUGUCUUCGCCAUCAACAACACCAAGUCUUUUGAGGACAUUCACCAGUACAGAGAACAGAUUAAACGUGUAAAGGACUCAGACGACGUUCCCAUGGUGCUUGUGGGAAACAAAUGUGACCUCCCGGCACGCACGGUGGACACAAGGCAAGCCCAGGAACUGGCCCGCUCUUACGGCAUCCCUUACAUCGAGACGUCUGCCAAAACACGACAGGGAGUAGAGGACGCCUUCUACACACUGGUUAGGGAGAUCAGACAGCAUAAGCUGAGGAAGCUGAACCCACCCGAUGAGAGCGGUCAGGACUGUAUGAGCUGUCGCUGUGUGGUGUCGUGAUGCAGCUGACUGUUGCAUGUUGAGGAGAAAUGCUACGGCGCGUAGUGGCAGCAUGGACAUAAAGAUAGAAAGUUAAAACAACUCAAUGAUGAAAUAUAAACUUUUUUCAAAAAAGAGGAUGAUUGAAGCAAAAGCUCUCAAGGAAACCACCAGAGCUGACUGAACCAUAGACCUUCACGGAAAGGAGGAUUUGGACUGUUGCCUAAGUGGCUAUCUGAACUAGUCCGGUCCGGUCCCUUUUUUUUUUUUUUUUUUUUUUUGGUCCACACGUCGACCUGUGAGCAACACCACUAAUGACUCUUUGUCAACUCCAGUGUGGUCUCGCUGGAUGGCUCAACAAGUUUCCUGCUAACUUAUUUGUUUUCAGUCUCAACACUGGUCUUAAAGGAGGUGUCUCUGACCUCCUCCCACCUUGAAAGCCUAAUUCCACUCCCCCCGCCUGCCCACUGGAAGGACUGACUGACUUAAAUGGAAAGGACUGGAACAUGACCUCCCCCACUGCGCUCUACCUGCCUUUGGUUUCCCUCGAAUGGCUGUGUAGAGUAGACCCUUCAUUAUACUGGAUACAGCGGGUGGAGGCUGACAUGGGAAUGACUAUAAUUUGUUGUUGUUUAACUGUUAGCCCACUUGUACAAAAUCUUUGAUUUCUUUUUUUUUUUUAUAUAUGAAACAUUUUGUUUGUGAUUGCAGAAUUUGAAAGUCACAGAGCAAUAUGUGAGUAAAGAGGCGUUCAUUACAGACGACACCUGGCUUGACAUUUUUUCAUGACCUGCCUGACGUAGUUGGAAUUUCUUUAUAUAAAGAUUGAUGAAUUCCCAGAAUGCAGCUGCCUUCUCUCCUUUCAAAUGUUUCCUUUGCCACAGUCAGAGUUGUCUUUGUGGAAUAAUAAUCGUAAUGGCUAAUGUACGUAGUUUCUGGUGCAAUAGGAUUAUUUACUGCUCAAUUCACACAAAGAUUUGGGAAAAAAACACCUCAUUGCUAAUUGUUUUACUUUGGUUUGGGAAGGAGUUUGUACCUGUAGGAAGGUUGCCAGUAGAAAUAAGAAUAAAACCCUGCACUUGUACAGACAUACAGUGACCGGUUAUGGUUUUAGACUAAAUGACAACCAGUUGAUUGUUCUUGCAUUUCAUUUAGCUAAAUGUAUGCUGUACAAUUUUUAUUUACUACAUGGUUAUAACAGCUAUUUUUAGGUUGCAAGAAUCACUCAUGUGGAAAAUAAGGCUCAGGAAUCAGGGUCCAGGAAAGUCUCACCAGUCAACAGUCCUGGAAACCAGAGUUAAGAAAGUCACCAGUUAGCUUUGCAGAGUGUAAUGCACAAAGUCCUGCCUCAGAGUCGAACUUCAGUUUUUUUCCUUACACCAUACUAUCCUCAAACUGCUCCUCUUUCUCUGCCACCUCAGUUCUGCAAUGGAACAAUAACAGGUCAGGUGCUACUCAUGUCAGAACCAUAUUUACUGUAUAUGUGGGACUAUUGUGUGUAAUAGGUGAUGGAUAUUGGGUUAUGGGAGUGCGUUGCUUUGUUUAUUAAUACUGACUAGUUUGUGCUCUCCAAAACUGCAUUCAUUUGCUGCCUAAAUGGAAAAAGACUGCUCUGUGUUUACUUGGCCUUAUCUUUUAGCUAGUUUGUACCUCAUGUAUGCAGCGAGCUCUACCUGGGACGAAUAUGUGUUCUGCUGGCUGCAUUGUUUUGUUUAUGUUUGAUUAUGUGUGCAACUAAAAAAAAAUAUAUAUAUAUAGAAGUGUGUUGAGUUUAGACAUGCGCUGUAUAGAAUUUAAAAGACAAGGCGAGUCCCUGAAAACACUACACUGAUUUUAAAGAAGGGGGUUUUCUUUAAUAGCAUUUGCGUCUGAAUGUGAUUCUGUUUAGCAAAACUGUUAAACAACACCGGUUAAGAGCCCAGUAUAUGACCGGUUGUCUUGCCGUCAUAUGAAGUUUCCUUCCCAAUACGUUGGAACAUGUGAUGAGGAUUACGAGAAAUUCUUACUUUAAAUCAAGGUUAUACUCGAACAAUUCAGAGAAUUGGUCAUGUGUGAUAAUCUAAAGAGUUCCAGACACUACAGGCAGGUUUUAGCAACAAAGAUCAGAUGCAAACCUCAGAGAAAUCCCAAAUUUCUUCCACGAAAGACGUCACUUGUCAUUUUGCCUUUGUCUCCUGUCGGGGGAAACAAAAUGUUUAUCUCUGACCUUAUUGAUUUUGUACAGGUAAAGUUCACUCAUAACAUGGCUUAAAGAAAUAUGAUCAGUCUGGUUAGUGUGGAUGGUUGUCAAGUUGUUUUGAUCAGUUAAGUGUUCAUUUCUCCGCUUGGAGGAAAGAUAUGAACUUUUAAUGUGUUUGAGUCUUUAGAUAUGUUUGAAAGAAGCCUCGUCUUUAAAAUUUACAAUAUUGUAAUAAUGCAGGAGUGGAUCCUUGGUCUCACUUUUGGCUGUGUUGUUCUUAACUUUUAUUUUUCACCCAUUGUGCUCAAAAAAAAAAAAAAAAAAGUGUGGCGUUUGUAACAUGUAAUUACAGUCCUGAUAGUAUGCUUGUCCUCUCCCUGUCAAUGUUUAUACAGUACAUCCAUGGUAAUACAUAGCAUUCCGCAAAUCUAUGUAUUCAAAUUCCCUUUUCAUUAGCUAUCUGCAUCAUGUUGCCACAGGCAUACUCCAGCCAGCAAACCAUAAGUAUACAUGUCAGAAAACCUAGACAGCAUGACAGAGACUGUACGGACCAUAGGGAGUUUUGCACAAGGAUACGGUGGGCUCAAGGGCUUGUUUCUCCCUUGCAAACUGUGGAUGGAGGUGUAGAAGGAAUUUAUGAAAAUGACAACUGUUUAGCUAUUUAAGAUGUAUUUACUCUUUGAAAAUGUGGCAAAUGUAUUGCAGGACAGGAAUAAAGAUGUCAAGAU
Anoplopoma fimbria (sablefish) is the source of this 3785-nucleotide messenger RNA. Its product is annotated as GTPase HRas. The coding region runs from base 330 to 899 and encodes 189 amino acids. Gene Ontology annotation, molecular function: GTP binding; GTPase activity; GDP binding. NCBI's taxonomy places the organism in Eukaryota, Metazoa, Chordata, Actinopteri, Perciformes, Anoplopomatidae. The transcript has 6 exons. Gene Ontology annotation, cellular component: plasma membrane. Gene Ontology annotation, biological process: Ras protein signal transduction. The record is from RefSeq and is a predicted model, not a curated record.